AUGCCAACUGAAAAGAAAAACCUUGUGAAUAACGUGAUUUAUCAGUGCCAUGGGAAAUUAAAGCUGUACAUAACAGUAAAGCAAAGAAUUACCAACCAUGGUGCAGUAAGCAGGGAACUGGAGGAACUGCAAGAGGGUUAUAAAAAGUGUGUAAAUUCGAACUCGGCACGGUUUCGCCAAGUGAAGUGCUACUACGAUGGUGGUGCUAAUGACGAUGCCAAAUUGGCCAGCUGUGCUGACUGCUCCAGCGAGGAUAUAAUAAAUAAAGACAUAGUAAAUGGCUUGUUGAGAAGCCACGCAGAAAAUGGGAGUGGGUGUGUUGUCUCCUUUAUUAGUAACGCGAACAAGUCGCACACAUGUAAAUACAACAGCGACGGGGUUAAAAGGAAUGACCCCCUUGACAACCCUAGCGAUGCGCAAAUAAAAAACUUGGUAGAUAUUUUUUUAAAAAAAAACAGCGAACAGAGAAGGUACUCAUUAAGGUAUGGCUGCCUCAGUUCACCCGUUUGGCAUGACCUUUUAAAGAAUUACUGUGGGCAUGGAGCGUAUUACCAAAAAAUAAAAAGUUGUACUUUAAGGAGAGAUGAAAGGAAUGUCAAAGGCAGAAUUAAAAGCGAAAAGGGGAGAAAAAUAAAUAGUCCUCCCCUGAGUGAAUUCAAAAAAUUCAGAGAAAAAACAACUCCAGUUGAAUUUUCAGACCCGCAGAAGUUGAAGGACAUCCUCGACCUUGCAGCAAAAGAGGAGAAGGCCGUCAGGCAGGAGGCGAUAAAAAAGGGGGAACAUUUCUUGUACACAUUAAUCAGCAUACAUGUUAGCAAUGCACAAGGAGAGGAUGCGCUUCUUAGCGAUUUUGUGAGCGAUGGCGAAAGUGACACAGCGGGGAGGAACAAUUUCUUCUUCGUUAACGUUUAUUGUGGCGGGCACGGUGAAAAAAAACGGGGAGAUGGACAACUGGGCGACGAGGGAGAAGACGCUGAUGGGAUUGAAGCGAUAGAAUUGAAUAUGGCGCUCGCUCAGUUGAGCAACUUCGUUAGACAACCCUUCACAGGGGAUGACCCCCCAGUGGACACUGCACAUUUUAACAGAGUAGCCAAAAUGAUAUGCGAGAUUUACUGCAACAUGGCUGAUAUGCACCUGAAAGUCUGCCUCAACAUGUGCAGGAAUUCCGGUGUAAAGGUGGAGGAUAAACCGAUUUUUAACUUCCUGUGCUCGGUUGAUGCCCCCUUGGAGGAAUUUCUCAAAGUGCUCAUAAAGCAUGUAAAGAAGUCCCAAAUGGAAAGCAGUUUGGGGAUAGAAGAAGAACAUGGAAAAGACGGGGGAUCCCCAGAAACGGAGGAAAUGGCACAAAAAUCGGAAGCGCAGAAAAGGAUUGAAAAUGUUCUAUUUGGUACUAUCCCCUUGGAUGAACAAACCAAAUCUGAUUUAAUAAAAGAAGUGAUGAAUUUCCCGCAGGAACACUUGAACAAACUCACGUCAGUAAACAAGACGCUGCAACAUAAUUAUACCUUUUUUAAAGAAAGAGAAAAAAAUUUGCAAAAUAGCAUUGCGCGCAUAGUGGAGAAGCAGAACGAAAUGAUGAAAUAUUAUCAGGAGGAGGAAAAAAAACGAAAGGAUGAAAUAAUUCAAAUUCUUCAAGAAAUAUCAUUUGUUAGUGAACAAAAUAUGCAAAUAAAAAAUGAGAUAGAAAAGCAUAAAGGGUUGAAUUUGAAAUAUGGGCAAAUCGAGAAGGAUAGACAAGAGGAGCAGUUGAAGAAAUUCCAGUCAGUUGAUACUAUCCUGGACAAGGAGUUCGAAUCAUUCCUCAAGUUUAGGCAGGAAUCGUUAGUAAAUACAGAGUGGGUUGGGAAAAGGGAUAAAAAAGGAAGCCGUGAUGGGUCAUCGAACAACAAAAGAGAAGAGCGAACUGCCUGUGAAGCUAACUCCACAUCGGAAUCUUCCAUAAGCGACAUCCUCAAAAAGCAGGAAGAGCAAUAUUUAAAAAAUUUAAACGAAGCGAUAAACCAUGCGGAGAAAAUAUUUGGGGAAACUCAGGACGUGAGAAAAAAGUAUGACGAGGCCAUACGGGAGAAGGCGGAGUUGUUUUCCAUUUUAAAGGAGACCGCGGUGAAGUUUAACGAAAGAGCAAAUUGUCUAAUGAACAAUUUUAAAGGCACAAAGGGGUUGAAGUUGAUAACUCCCAUAGAGGACAAGUGUGUAAGCUUUAUGGAAAAAUACGAGAGGCAAAACUUAGUCAUAAAUAAUGACAUGAGGGAGUAUAAGGCCCUACUGGAGGAGCUACAGACUCGUAACUUUAAUGACACACAGCUGCGCUGGAUUUACAGGAUGAGUUCUUUGUCCAAGCAUUUUUAG
Messenger RNA from Plasmodium fragile, 2349 nucleotides. RefSeq lists its product as uncharacterized. The record is from RefSeq and is a predicted model, not a curated record. The transcript is spliced from 2 exons. NCBI's taxonomy places the organism in Eukaryota, Apicomplexa, Aconoidasida, Haemosporida, Plasmodiidae. Bases 1 to 2349 code for a protein of 782 amino acids.